This is a messenger RNA of Carassius auratus (goldfish), 2637 nucleotides long. RefSeq names its product prolactin-releasing peptide receptor. Gene Ontology annotation, biological process: G protein-coupled receptor signaling pathway. Lineage: Eukaryota; Metazoa; Chordata; Actinopteri; Cypriniformes; Cyprinidae. The coding region runs from base 202 to 1335 and encodes 377 amino acids. The transcript is spliced from 2 exons. Gene Ontology annotation, molecular function: neuropeptide binding; neuropeptide Y receptor activity. Gene Ontology annotation, cellular component: neuron projection; plasma membrane. The record is from RefSeq and is a predicted model, not a curated record.
UGCACCUCACUAACCACUCUCCUCCUGUGAGACAGUGGUAAAUGAUAUCAGAUACACAUGGAAAACUGGGCACAGAGGAUCAUUUAUGGAUGUGGACAUUUGGAGCUGAAUUAUAAUAUCUCAACUGUGGAAGAACACUGAGGGGACAUAAAACAAAAAUCACACCUUGAUAUACAUCAAGCUUUUGUGCAGCAGGUUGAAAUGGAUCCUCUUCUGGAACAAGUUUUGGCCGGCAUUAAUGCAUCCCUCGGAGCUACGAAUAGAACAGACCCCCUGGAUACAUUUUCGGGAACCCAGCUGCUUUUACGCUUCAAACCUCUGUUUAUUCCACUCUACACCUUGGUCGUUGUUGUUGCUGGUGUCGGGAACAGUUUCCUUCUUGCCUGCAUUCUGGCGGACAAAAAGCUCCACAAUGCCACCAAUUUCUUCAUCGGCAACCUGGCAGCUGGGGAUUUGCUGAUGUGCCUUAGCUGUGUGCCGUUGACAGCAUCGUAUGCUUUUGAUGCACAUGGCUGGGCAUUCGGCCGUCCAAUGUGUCACCUUAUUCCUCUGUUGCAAGGUGCAACGGUCUUCGCCUCUGUAUUAUCCCUCACUGCCAUCGCCAUGGACCGUUACGUGGUGGUGGCAUAUCCAGUGCGGAGGCGUAUCUCAGUGUGGGGCUGUGGCGCAGUGGCAUUGGGUGUCUGGGCAGUUUCAUUGGCCCUGGCUGCUCCUCCUUCCCUUCAUACACGCUAUGUGGACCUGCGACCCAGUGGCAUGGAGCUGGUAGUAUGCGAGGAAUUCUGGCUGGAAGCCGAACGCCAGCGCUUGCUCUACUCCUGCUUCUUCUUGCUGGCAUCCUACAUGAUCCCCCUGCUGUCUGUAAGCGUCUCCUACUGUGCCAUCAGCAUGCACCUCCGAAAACACACGAUGCCUGGAGAAUCGUCCCAUAGCCAGCAGCGAUGGAGCAAGCAGCGGCACAAGACUUUCUCCCUUCUGGUGGCCUCCGUCCUUGCCUUUGCCCUCUGUUGGCUCCCGCUGCAAGUCCUCAAUCUCCUUCUGGAUCUAGACUCGGACUUCCAGAUAUUGGACAAGCGCUACGUCAACGUGCUGCAGGUCAGUUGCCACCUGAUAGCCAUGAGCUCAGCCUGCUACAACCCCUUCAUCUAUGCCUCGCUGCACAGCAAGGUCCGCAUGCACCUGCAGGGUUACCUGUGCCCUUGCAAACGUAGUGGACAGGAGCUACUAUCUCGCUGUGCUUCCCGCAACCCUGCCACCUGCUUGACACUCAUUUCUGAGGAAGCUGUGAAGGAGAGCCAAUCAGCCGAGAGCCCCAUCCCCGACAGCUGCCUCUGAAGAUCCGUGGCACAUCGACACAGACUAAUCAGAAGGAGCACUAAGACAUUAAGAGGCUUUCGCAGCACUGGAGUGGUAUUCCAGCCAAUAUUCAAUGGUCUUAUAUGAGAAUGAAGGGUUUUUUUGUUGGUAGGCUUUUCUUUCAUGAGGACUAAAGAGAAUACUCAGGCUCUCAGCUUUGUUUUGAUGUUUCUGUGGACAUUAGUGAUUCAGCCUCAAGAUUCCCUCAUGUAUCCCUUGGACCUUGAAUGAAAACCCCUGAUACUAAACACAAAUUUACAGAGCGGCUUUUACUGAAGGCAUAGAAGAAUGUUUUUGGUAAUACCCUGUCCUUGAACUUACUAUGGCUAAGGGGAGUACCAGCAAACCACAGCUAGAUGUUGACAGCUCUUUGUCAAUUCCUUCUUUCUCUCUCUCCAGCUAUUAGGAAGUAGCAAGGGAAAUAUCAGGGGGUUUGGCUGAGUUACCUCUUUCCCAUCACCUCUGUCCCUGCUGUAUCUUCAUUUAGAGGAUAAGCGGUUAACGCUGUUGCUUUAGCUCUCACCCAUACCAGAAAACAAAUGAUGCAGAAUGUCUUAUAAACCCUAUCAGUCUCUCAAUCCUCUAAGGAUCACUGCUUAUCUGAUAUAGGUCACUGCUCUGAAACUUGCCCUCAGAGCCCCUCUCUCUCUCUCAAGUCCAGACACUCUCAAGAGGGCUCCGGCAAUCUGAGUUCAAUCAAAUGACUGCCUUUUGCCUCUGGUAAUGGACUGUGUGCUCUGCUUUAAGACACAUACGAGGUAGCUCACACUGGAACACUGCUACAUUUCUGAAGAUAGGCAUAGUUCCAGAAAAUGUUCAAGAGACUGAGCCUGACCUUUUAUAAGUGGCAAAAGCUAAAGUAAUGAUAAUUUCACAGGAGCAAGUGCCAGUUGUUUUGCUAUUAUGUGGUUUCGCCGUUUCCAUUGGAGAGCUGUAAGAAUUGAGGUCUCAUUUUGAAAGCUCUCUGGAGGUGUGAGAUAGGCUUAAUUAGAUGUUCUACAAUGCAUUCACACCACACUACAUCACUCAUUAAGUCAACCAUUUCUCAGAUGAAUUAACAAGAGUAUAUAACCCAAAACAUUUAAGGAAAUUAAUGGUAGAUUGUCAGUGUUCGUGUGACGGAAACAAAGCCAUACUAUUAAUGGUUUUCUUUUUCUUUAACUUAAGAUGUGCAUUUUUUUGACGUCUUUACAAUAGUUGCUUGUCAGAUUGUAUGAUGUGACCCCAGUGAGAUGCUGAGUAAAAUCCAAAGUAGACUAUGCAACGUCAAAUAUCUUCACU